AUGACGAAGUCUAAGGUUGCACCGCGUAACAUCAUGGCGGCUAUUGCGGAGCAAUUUCCUGAUGAUCAUCCAAACAUCAGACACAUCUACAAUUGCCGGAAUGACUUCAGAGAGGAGAUGUCUGAUGGGAGAGGAGUUGUUCAGCAAUUUCUACAUUUGGCGAGACAGAGUCAGUAUGUUUACUGGGUCAUGUCCGAUGAUGAAGGCGUUUUACAGCACGCCUUUAUGGCGCAUCCAGUCAUGGUAGACAUCCUACGGACGUACCCCUAUGUGAUCGGUAUGGAUUCCACUUACAAGACUAACCGAUAA
Chenopodium quinoa (quinoa) is the source of this 309-nucleotide messenger RNA. RefSeq lists its product as uncharacterized. The transcript has a single exon. The record is from RefSeq and is a predicted model, not a curated record. NCBI's taxonomy places the organism in Eukaryota, Viridiplantae, Streptophyta, Magnoliopsida, Caryophyllales, Amaranthaceae. Bases 1 to 309 code for a protein of 102 amino acids.